GGAAGGGGCCAAGAGCAGGUCUUGUUCGGCUUCUGUGCUCACCUGAUACCUGUGAUACAGCAAAUCCACAGUCAUGAAGAUCCUUCACCUGCUCUUUUCUCUCCUCCUCUUGGCACUCCAGGUUUCACCAGGUUUGUCUUCACCCCGGCGGGACAUGUUUUUCUGUAGAAAAGGGUCCUGCCACUUCGGAAGAUGUCCCAUCCCUCUGGUUAAAGUUGGAAGUUGCUUUGGCUUCCGCUCCUGCUGCAAAUAG
Messenger RNA from Tyto alba (common barn owl), 253 nucleotides. Its product is annotated as antimicrobial peptide THP2. Gene Ontology annotation, biological process: defense response. The coding region runs from base 74 to 253 and encodes 59 amino acids. Lineage: Eukaryota; Metazoa; Chordata; Aves; Strigiformes; Tytonidae. Gene Ontology annotation, cellular component: extracellular region. The record is from RefSeq and is a predicted model, not a curated record. The transcript is spliced from 3 exons.